UCACCAUUCAUCGUUGGUCCGGUGGCGAAUCAAGAAACUACGUUCGUGAAAACAAACUUUAUUAAAGUUUUUCUAGGUGUCCUGUUCAGUACUGAAACCUCGUUGAAUAUAUUUGCUGAUUGGAAAACUAACAGCGAUGAAGGCGGCAAUUAUUGUAAGUUUGCUCGUCGCUGCGGCGUUGGCUGCACCUUCUCAAUACGGCUCUGGUUAUGGACAACGUGCAGAGGUUGUGUCUUUAUACACGGAUGAGCAAUGGGCAUCGUUGAACCCUGUUAGAUCUGAUAACCCAUAUGAGAAUGAAGAGAUCCAAAAACAGUGGGCCAGCUUUCUUCAAUACCUUCCCUGGUUGACGGGACCUAUCGGUCCUGCAGGACCCCGAGGACUCACUGGUGCUCCAGGUGCUCCUGGAGAAGUCGUCGUAGUACCAGGACCGCAAGGCCCCGUUGGUCCACUUGGCCCAGCCGGACCUAAAGGAGACACUGGAAGUCCCGGAGAACCUGGAGCUCUUGGUGAAACUGGGCCUCAAGGAAAAGAUGGGUAUGACGGAGCUCCUGGACCUCAGGGACCUAAAGGCGAACGAGGUGAUAACGGAGAAACCGGACCUGCUGGCCUACCUGGAGCUAAAGGCGAAAGAGGAGAAGCGGGACGUAACGGCCUACCAGGUUUUGUCGGAGCUCCAGGCGCUCCUGGAAAAGACGGUCGACCAGGAGAUGCUGGACCACAAGGACCUAAGGGUGAUACUGGUGCGCCUGGUCAAACUAUUCCUUCCAAGGUCCCAGGCCCACCAGGUGCUCCAGGAGCCCCUGGUAAAGAUGGAGCUCCAGGCGCCCCCGGUUUAACUGGACCAGUUGGCCCCGUAGGCCCACAAGGACCUCAAGGACCUGCCGGCAAAACAGGUGCUCCUGGUUUCAACGGCGGACCUGGUCCCAAAGGAGAUAACGGAGCUACCGGAGCCCCCGGUGCUCCAGGCAAAGAUGGUCUUCCUGGCGCCCCGAGUACCCAACCUGGACCCCAAGGUGAGAGAGGACCUCAAGGACCAGCCGGAGGACCAGGUUUAGCUGGUAGGGACGGCCUUACUGGCGAAACGGGUGCCCCCGGUAAAGAUGGAAAAGAUGGUGCUCCUGGCCCCCAAGGCCCUCAAGGCGAACAGGGACAACCUGGCAAAGAUGGUCACCCUGGCCCAGCUGGCCCAGUAGGAGCUCCAGGACCCCAAGGACCUCAGGGAGAAACAGGCAUUCAAGGACCUCAAGGACCUACAGGCCCAUCUGGAGAAACUGGCCCCACUGGCCCUGCUGGACCUGAAGGUAAAGUAGGACCUGCAGGAUAUCCAGGUGCCGCUGGACCAAAAGGCCCAGCCGGACCACGUGGACCUGCUGGACCCGCUGGUGAAGAAGGUGAAACUGGUGCCCCUGGUGCCCCAGGAUCUCCCGGACCUGUUGGACCUGCUGGCCCCCCAGGAACGACCAAAGGAUACGAAUCAGAUAGCGCGUAUGGAUCUGAAAAGAGGGUGAAGGAGCCUCAAUAUGGAUCCGAAAAGAGAGUGAAGGAACCCGAAUAUGAGUCUGGAAAGAAAGUGAAGGAAACUGAAUAUGAGUCUGGAAAGAAAGCUGUAUCUGGUCGUUAUAGGACUACCACAAGGUCUUACAAGGAUUCUGAGGAGGAGCGUGCUUAAGGGUUAAAUACUAAAAUGUUAAAUCGUAAUGAAGAAUUCUUAAUAUCUUUAUUUUCGGAAUAGUUUAUGUAUAGCUAACAGGGCGUGGUCGGUCAUAUCGCCACACAAUUUUGACGGAAAAGCGAUCAUUGCUGCAUUUGAUUUAAAGCCACAUUUUUUUCAUCUUGUUAUAUUGCACAUCAGAUGUCUGAUGCUAUUUGGUAAACCUGAAUACACAUAUGGAAACACA
Messenger RNA from Daphnia carinata, 1901 nucleotides. RefSeq names its product collagen alpha-1(I) chain-like. The record is from RefSeq and is a predicted model, not a curated record. The transcript is spliced from 5 exons. Bases 137 to 1672 code for a protein of 511 amino acids. NCBI's taxonomy places the organism in Eukaryota, Metazoa, Arthropoda, Branchiopoda, Diplostraca, Daphniidae.